AUGGGCCAUUGGCUGGCAGGCGCACAAGGCCUGGCCGUCGGUCCUGAUGCGUCUCUGUUGCUCUCGUCUCUCUUCUCCUCUGCUGCUGACUCCUGGCGUCAGCCGUCUAACGGGAAGAAAUCUGCUGUCGAAGAGACUGUUUCGCGGUGGGAGUUGCUGCUGCAGCAGCUGCCUCAUCUGAGCGGCGCGUCUGCUACUCCAGCCAACAGCGCGGGGCGCGUGGAGCUGGUCCCCAGCAGCCGCCCUAGCCAGGACACUCAGCCGGACACCGCUAUAACCAAACCCACCCCAAAAUACCACCGCGGGUCUUAUGAGGAACCAGCAUUUGAUGUGGAUGCGGUGGAGUUGAUGUUCAACUUGGAUGCAGACGAGACCGAGGUUUCCUCGCGAUUGCGGGUGCGCCGAAGGGCAGGCGCGCCGCCACAGGAUUUGAUUCUAGAUGGGGAGGAUCUGCAACUGAAUUCGGUGUCCCUCGACGACGUCCCGCUGGUAGAGGAUGCAGAAAGUGGGUACUCCAUUAUCGAAGGAGGGAAAUUGCGCAUUCCUAUGAGUCUUCUGCCGAAAGAACCGAAACGCUUCUUUUUAGGCAUCAGCGUGACUAUUUUCCCCAAGAAGAACCUCCAGCUUUCCGGCCUUUACUACUCCGAAGGCGUGCUUGUCACCCAAUGCGAAGCCGAGGGUUUCCGGCGCAUCACUUACGGGUUAGAUCGCCCGGAUGCAUUGGGCCGUUACCUGGUCCAUCUUGAGGCAGACGAGGAAAAAUACCCUGUCCUGCUGAGCAACGGAAACAAACUCGCUGAAGGUCCUGUAAAAGGACAGCCUGGUCGGCAUUUCGCCGUUUAUGAAGAUCCUUUCCCCAAACCAACGUAUCUCUUUGCAGUUGUCGCCGGCAAUUUCGGCAGCGUUACCGGCGAAUUCCAGACAAUGAGCGGGCGUAACGUGAGCUUGCAGUUCUACAGCCCCCCAGCCGAUGUGGACUAUUUGAAGCACGCUAUGGCAAGUUUGCAGUUGAGCAUGAAGUGGGACGAGGACGUCUUCGGUCGUGAGUACGACCUUGGCGCCCUCAGGGUUGUCUGCGUCGAUAGCUUCAAUACCGGCGGCACGGAGAACAAAGGUCUUCUCAUCUUUAACUGCCAUGCACUGCUUGCGGACUCAAAGUUCAGCACAGACGUUGACUAUUAUGCAACGGUUUCAACAGUGGCCCACCAUUACUUCCACAAUUGGACGGGCAACAGAGUGACAAUUCGAGACUGGACGGAGUUGUGGCUGAAGGAAGGCCUGACGACUUUCAGGGAGCGGCUCUUCCGCAGCACUUUGGGUUCUGCCGCUGCGCAACGUAUUGAAGACAUGAGGCGACUCAUUAACGUGCAGUAUGCGGAAGAUUUCGGCCCUUUGUCACAUCCUAUCCGCCCAGACAGUUACAUCUCUGUGAACAGCAUGCACACCCCAACCGUCUACUGGAAGGGAUCGGAGGUCGUCCGCAUGUUCCUCACCAUCAUUGGGGAGGAAGGCUUCCGCAAGGGAAUGGACAUGUAUUUUAGGAGAUUCGACGGAAUGGCCGCCGACUCCGAGGACUUCAGGAAGGCAAUGGAAGAAGCCAGUGGCAUGGACCUCUCUGAAAUGGAUGCAUGGUUCGAGCAGGCCGGCACUCCGAGUGUGCGAGUCGUCUCUUCCGGCUUUGACGGCUUCAUGAGGGCCUACACCUUCACUCUGGAGCAGUCGGACCCAUCAAACCCGGGCCAGCCCACGAAGAAGCCCUUACCGAUACCUGUUUCACUAGCGAAUGAAACUGCGCCUGAGUUUCUGUGCAUGCAGGUGGUGCUAAUGACAAAGGCGAGGCAGACGUUCCGCUUUACACGCAUCAACGAGGACUGCCAGCUUUCGCUUCUGCGGGGCUUCUCAGCACCAGUCAGACUGGUGUAUGACAUGACACCCCAACAGUUGGACUUCGUCCUCAACAACGAUACGGAUGACAUCAACAAGUGGAAGGCGCUACAAACCCUUGCAACUCAAGCCAUCCUAGAGAGGGCUACCUACGCGGCCUCAGGCGUCAACGCCGCCGCAUUCCCGCCCCUCGGUCAGGUCUUCCUGCGUGGUUACCAGAUGGUCCUCAUGAACACUAACAUGGACUACGAUCUCAAAGCCCUGUAUCUGGGCUUGCCGGACGUGGGAGAGCUGGAGAACCACUUGCUUUCAAUUGACCCGACUGCCGUGCAUACGGCGCUUCGUUCUGUGAUGUUAGACUUGGCCUCUGCAUUCAAGACAGAUUUGAAGGAGUUGUACCAAACGCUAAUGCGGACUGGCGGUGGCACCUUGGAUCCGGUCAACAUUGGCAGACGACGCCUCCAACACCAAGCGUUGGAGCUCCUGUGCAGCCCCCGAGACCGCGACUCUGCUCUGCUGGCCUAUUCCCACUACGUCCAGGCCACAUGCAUGGCUGAGAAGUUUUAUGCCCUCCGCUGUCUAGCAAGCACCCAUCAUUCCGAGAAAGACAAAGCAUUUGACCUCUUCUACGCUGAGGCUAAAGGGAACUCGCAGCAACUGGACCACUGGUUCCGGCUGCAGGCAGGAGCAGACCUCCCUGAUCAGCUAGAGCGCGUGGAAGUGCUGCUUGAACACCCUGACUUCUCGUUUAAGAACCCCGACCGUCUACGCGCUGUUUUCGAGGCGUUGGUGCACAGAAGUGGCCAUCAUUUCCACCGACCAGACGGCAAGGGGUACAGAUUGCUUGCGGAUGCUGUGAUCAAGGUUGACAAAUUCAACCACAGGAUGGCGGCAACGCUGGCGUCUCACUUUAUGAAUUGGCAGUCGUACACCGUAGAUAGAGGAUCUUUAAUGAAGGAGCAGAUGCAGCGGAUUGUGAGGGAGCCUUCUGUGUCUUCCGAGGUGCUGGGGCUUGUCAUGGGAAUCCUAGGUCAAUAG
This is a messenger RNA of Eimeria acervulina, 2922 nucleotides long. RefSeq lists its product as hypothetical. The record is from RefSeq and is a predicted model, not a curated record. Gene Ontology annotation, biological process: proteolysis. Gene Ontology annotation, cellular component: cytoplasm. NCBI's taxonomy places the organism in Eukaryota, Apicomplexa, Conoidasida, Eucoccidiorida, Eimeriidae. Gene Ontology annotation, molecular function: aminopeptidase activity; metallopeptidase activity; zinc ion binding. Bases 1 to 2922 code for a protein of 973 amino acids. The transcript is spliced from 13 exons.